Molecule: messenger RNA, 3449 nt
Organism: Salvia splendens (bonfire salvia)
Lineage: Eukaryota; Viridiplantae; Streptophyta; Magnoliopsida; Lamiales; Lamiaceae
Product: katanin p80 WD40 repeat-containing subunit B1 homolog KTN80.4
Exons: 18
Coding region: 532-2874 (780 amino acids)
Biological process (GO): microtubule severing; microtubule depolymerization
Cellular component (GO): katanin complex
Molecular function (GO): microtubule binding
Source: RefSeq, a predicted model, not a curated record
CGUUCAAACUUCAAAUCCCCAAACCAAAAAUUUCACCAACACUCCCUCUCUCAUUUCAAAUUUAUUCCACUGCAAAACACUUUGAAAGCGAUCUUCCAUUGCUGAAGCUGCGAGGUUUCAAUCCACAGUAAUCACCAAGCUGGGAUCUGGAAAACAACCCUUUACUCUCUCUCUCUCUCUCUCUCAAACUCACACACAGAGUGUAAUUGUUUUGGGGACUGGAGGUACAUUGACACUUUGCAGAUAUCCCUCAAAUUGUUUGUUUUCUUCUAUUCCGCUGCUCGAAUCACCGUCUUCAGUUCUAUUCUUUUCGUCCCCACACAUAAGGAAGAGGAAGUGGAAUUGGAAACUGACUCAGUCAUUUCGUCGAACACGACAUGAGCAAUUAAAUUUACGCUUUAUUGGAUGGUUGCGGAUGUGGUCUGGCGUUUUUCUCCUGGGAUCUGCCGCACUGUCUCCGAAUUUCGCCGGUGAGGCGGAGGUUGUGCUAGGGUUUUUUCGCAUUUUGAUUUCCACUUUCAAAGUUAGGAAAUGACUACCACCACCAAACGUGCUUACAAGCUACAGGAAUUUGUAGCUCAUUCUGUAAGUGUAAACUGCCUAAAGAUUGGAAGGAAAUCAUCAAGGGUUCUUGUGACUGGAGGAGAAGAUCACAAGGUCAAUCUCUGGGCUAUUGGCAAGCCGAAUGCCAUACUGAGUUUGUCCGGCCAUUCCAGUGGAGUAGAUUCAGUUAGCUUUGAUUCAUCGGAGGUUUUGGUUGCUGCUGGAGCAGCUAGUGGUACUGUUAAGCUUUGGGAUUUGGAGGAGGCUAAGAUCAUACGCACCCUCACUGGUCACCGCUCCAAUUGCAUAUCCUUGGACUUUCAUCCCUCUGGAGAGUUCUUUGCAUCUGGUUCCCUGGACACAAAUCUCAAAAUAUGGGAUCUCAGAAGGAAGGGGUGUAUACACACUUACAAGGGUCAUACUCGCGGAGUUAACGCGAUUAGGUUUACUCCCGACGGGCGGUGGGUUGUUUCUGGUGGAGAGGACAACACUGUGAAGCUAUGGGAUUUAACUGCUGGAAAGCUUUUGCAUGAUUUUAAAUGUCAUGAAGGCCAAGUUCAAUCCAUCGAUUUCCAUCCGCAUGAGUUUUUGCUGGCAACAGGCUCAGCUGAUAAAACUGUAAAAUUCUGGGAUCUUGAAACUUUUGAGCUGAUUGGAUCAACUACACCUGAGACCUCCGGAGUACGCUGUAUGACCUUCAAUCCUGAUGGGAGAACACUGCUUUGCGGCUUGCAUGAGAAUUUGAAAGUUUUCUCGUGGGAACCAAUAAGAAGUCAUGAUACUGUAGACGUGGGCUGGUCUAAAUUAUCAGACAUGAAUGUCCAUGAAGGAAAGCUUCUAGGAUGUUCUUAUAAUCAGAGUUGUGUUGGAGUUUGGGUUGUAGACAUUUCGCGGACUGAACCAUAUGCAAUUGGAAAAACUGCUCGAAUAACUGGUGAUACUGAUGCAAAAUCGAAUUCUAGUGGUUCAUCAGACGAUAAUGUGAAGGCAAAUUUGGGCAGGCUUUCUAUUUCAAAUAAUGCUGAUCCGGUGAAGGAAACCAGAUCUCUCACGAGGCUCUCUGUCCCACAGAAUUCAGAUAAGGAUUCUAAAUCAAGUGCAUCUACUCUGAGCACUCAUCAAAAGUCAAAUAUCAGUGUUGUUCCAAAGACAAUGCAGAUUAAUGCACCAGCAGUUUCCAGUGCAACAAAUCCAAAGCGGCAAGCUGCAAAGCCCCAAUCAGUAGCGAAUAUCUUAUUCAACAGAUCUGAUGUAAUACCUGUGAUUGUGCCAAGAAAUAAUCCUAGAGCUGAGCAAGUUACAGAAUUUAGAAAAGAAGAUGGUCCAGUUAAGGCUGCACCUUUACAUUUAUCCAAAACUUCUGAUGUUCGUAAAAUUAUCAACACCAGAGAUGUUUUGGAAAGAACAAAUGUUCCUACUCAGUCUGAUAAUGAGCCCCCAAAGUCUAUGGAUUCGAAUGCCCCGGAUACAACUUUUAGUACAUCAGUCAAGAACUCAAUUAGUGGACUUGUUGCAGACAGAAAAGCCAGAGAUGAUAAACCUAUGAUUUCAAGAAGAAUUGAUACAAAUGCUGCUAUUGAUACCCUUGUCAGAUAUCAACAUGAAAGUUAUGAAUUUCGAGGAAAUAAUAUGAGUACGGAGGCAUCUCAUGUAGAAGGUCAAAGAGGAGGUAGAACACAUCUGAUUCUCUCAAACUGGGAACAGAAAGGAAGAAAUUCUUACCGUCCUGGUCUUGCUUCUGGAAAUAUCUCUGGGAGAUUAAAUGCUAGAAGCUAUCCUUCACCUUAUGAAAACGAGUCGGUCUCAGCCAGCGAUGAAGAUACUAUUGCUGAUUUAAUAGAACGACAUGAUCAGUUUGUUGGCUCAAUGAGAUCUCGAUUAGGAAAACUGCAGGUUGUCCUUAACUACUGGCGGAGACAUGAUAUUAGAGGGGCUCUUAGUGCAAUAAGCAAAAUGGGUGACCAAAGUGUGCUUGCUGAUGUCAUGAGCCUUUUGGCAGAAAAAACUGAUGUUGUCACAUUAGAUAUUUGUUCAUGUCUUUUGCCACUCCUGACGGGACUCGUGGAAAGUGAUAUUGACAGGCAUCAAGAUAUUGCAUUGGAUUUGCUCAUAAAAUUGGUGAGAGUAUUUGGUUCUGUGAUUUACUCUUCACUGUCGGCGCAUGCACCUGUUGGUAUAGACAUCGAGGCGGAGCAAAGGAUUGAGCGCUGCAAUCUCUGCUAUGUGGAACUUGAGAAAUUAAAAUGCUCCCUUCCUGCUCUUUCAAGAAGAGGAGGUAAUAUUGGCAAGUCAGCACAGGAACUGAAUCUGGCGCUGCAGGAAAUUUCUUGAGUGUCUAAUGUUCACAACAUAUGGGCACUAUACUGACAGGUGCAUACGGUUUUGCUUUAUGGGGACUGCAGAUUCUGGAUCCGUGGAAGUGCCGUCAUUUGGUAUGCUUGAAAGAUGAAAGUGCUGGCAACUCGUGUAAAUUCGUGCUCAGUGGGAUUACUGACCCGAUUCUUUAUCUUAACUUAAAGUUAGGCAUGGACAACCCUUGUGGCUGCCACUCAAAACAAUUAGUGGCUGAAGCCUCAUCAGUGGAAGCAGAUCCAUUCUUACUGCUUUGUUGUCUUAACCUGAUUGUCAACUUGGUAUUCUCGAGUGAAGUUGAUGAAUUGAUUGUAGUUUAGAGAGAGUUGUACAAACGUGAUUGCUGUUUAAGGUAGUGUAGCUCUUUGUUAUGGAAUGAGCUAUGCUCCAAUUGAAAGGGCACAUAGCUAGUUUCUUUGUAUGAUGUAAGAGUGUUUUGGUAAUGCCAGUGUUUUGACAUCUAUUUUUGCGGUUACCACUAAGAAAGAUCUGCUGUAUCCUCGAGCAAUUACUUUUACCAAUCUUCUAUAUAAAUAGUGCUUUAUUGGUCGAUA